Molecule: messenger RNA, 2509 nt
Organism: Bubalus bubalis (water buffalo)
Lineage: Eukaryota; Metazoa; Chordata; Mammalia; Artiodactyla; Bovidae
Gene: STRADA
Product: STE20 related adaptor alpha
Exons: 14
Coding region: 404-1762 (452 amino acids)
Biological process (GO): protein phosphorylation
Molecular function (GO): protein serine/threonine kinase activator activity; protein kinase activity; ATP binding
Source: RefSeq, a predicted model, not a curated record
CUCUACCAGCCCUCCCCGCGUCCCUCUACUGCGCAUGGCACGCUGCGUACCUCCCUCCCUCCCAGCAACCGGCCUGGCGGCAGCGCGGCCUUAAACCAAGGAGGCGGAGCUGAGACUGGGCCGGGACUGCUUGCUAACUCCAGGACCAGGGGCGGGCCUUCAUCAUAGCGGCCACCCUUCGCCUCCCUCGUCCUCCGCGGGCCCCCUUUACACACGAAUCCUUCUCGAUUCCCACAAUGAGGGGCUGUAGCCCGAGAAGAGAAUAGGCUCGGGCCUGGCCCGGAGACACCGCAGCGGAGUUGCCGGGCGGAAGAGUCGAGCGCCUGCUUUCUCUCUCCCCUUCCCCCACUGAUUUACAGGUUUAAAUUUUUGAAAUUGAAGUAGGUCUACACGUUAGGAACUCAUGUCUUUUCUUGUAAGUAAACCAGAGCGAAUUAGGCGGUGGGUCUCGGAAAAGUUCAUUGUUGAGGGCUUAAGAGAUUUGGAACUAUUUGGAGAGCAGCCUCCGGGUGACGCUCGGAGAAAAACCAAUGAGGCGAGCUCAGAGUCGAUAGCAUCCUUCUCUAAGCCGGAGAUCAUGAGUAGCUUCCUGCCAGAGGGCGGGUGUUACGAGCUGCUCACCGUUAUAGGCAGAGGAUUCGAGGACCUGAUGACAGUGAAUCUAGCAAGGUACAAACCAACAGGGGAGUAUGUGACGGUGCGAAGGAUUAACCUCGAGGCUUGCUCCAACGAGAUGGUGACGUUCUUACAGGGGGAGCUCCACGUGUCUAAACUCUUCAGCCACCCCAACAUCCUACCCUACGGAGCCACCUUCAUUGCGGACAACGAGCUGUGGGUCGUCACGUCGUUCAUGGCAUACGGCUCGGCCAAGGACCUCAUCUGCACGCACUUCAUGGACGGCAUGAGCGAGCUGGCCAUCGCUUACAUCCUGCAGGGGGCGCUCAAGGCCUUGGACUACAUCCACCACAUGGGCUACGUGCACAGGAGCGUCAAAGCCAGCCACGUUCUGAUCUCCGCCGAUGGGAAGGUCUACCUUUCGGGUUUACGCAGCAACCUCAGCAUGAUCAGCCACGGGCAGCGGCAGCGUGUGGUCCAUGACUUCCCCAAGUACAGUAUCAAGGUUCUGCCCUGGCUCAGCCCGGAGGUCCUCCAGCAGAAUCUCCAGGGUUAUGAUGCCAAGUCUGACAUCUACAGUGUGGGAAUCACAGCCUGUGAGCUGGCCAAUGGCCACGUCCCCUUUAAAGACAUGCCUGCCACCCAGAUGCUGCUGGAGAAGCUGAACGGCACAGUGCCCUGCCUGCUGGACACCAGCACCAUCCCCGCCGAGGAGCUGACCAUGAGCACCUCGCGCUCCGUGGCCAACUCAGGCCUGAGCGAGAGCCUGGCCCCCAGCACCCCCAGGACCUCCAACGGCGACUCGCCCUCCCACCCCUACCACCGCACCUUCUCGCCCCACUUCCACCACUUUGUGGAGCAAUGCCUUCAGCGCAGCCCGGACAUGAGACCAAGCGCCAGCACCCUCCUGAACCAUUCUUUCUUCAAGCAGAGACUCCUGCCUCUAGCAGCCUGCCUGUCCCUGACCCAUGGUCCCUUGCCCCACCAUGUCCUGAGGCUGGAAGCAACAGGAUCCACCCGCAACUCUCUCCCCAGAUCAAGCGACGUGCCUCAGAAGCUCUGCCCGAGUUACUCCGACCUGUCACCCCCAUCACCACUUUUGAAGGCAGACAGUCUCAGGAUCACAGUGGGAUCUUUGGCCUGGUAACAAACCUGGAAGAGCUGGAGGUGGACGACUGGGAGUUCUGAGUCUCUAAAGAAGGUGCCUGUUCUCCAUCCUGGGCUGCGUGCGCCUCUGGGACCCUUCCCGAGGGCUAGCCACAUUCCCACCCUCCUGGGGGCGGAUGGCAGAAAGGACAUUUCCACCAGGAGAGCUGGCUGCUUAGGGACUGGAAAAGCAAUUCUUGGAGAGAAACUUGACUGCUUCAAGGCUUUUGAGACAUGAGGGAACCCCAACACCCAGGGAUUGGGAGGGGCCGGAAAUCUAACAUUCCCUGUCCUGUGAGCUCAGGCGGCCUGACCUCUGCAGAAGGAAGAGCCACUGUCCUGGCCUGGCCGUGGGGGUUGUGAAGUCCAAGCCCAUGGUUAUAUUUGCCUGGGGAGCUGUGGCUUCCCAUGCUGGCUCUCCCAUCAGCCUAGUUCCUUUCUUCUCCCCUAGUCUCAGAUCCUAUAGGUCCAUGGAGGGACCCCGCCCCAUUCCCCCAGGCCUCUCCCUAAUAAGUGAAGGACAGGGUAUUUUUUUCUCUUUAAGCACUAGAUUAAGGCUUGGGUGGUCCUUUUACUCGGCCCCUGACACCUCACUUUGGUUCAUCUGGGUAGCUCCUUCCUUUCCCACCAGGAGUCCAUCUAACUGACCUCUGCUGGCUGCCUUGGUGCUGCCCAGCCUAAGGGGCUUAAGUUCUUAUGCCAUGUUAGUUUCAUUGCCAGAACAAAUUAAAAAGUUCCAGAGAAUCCA